AUUGGGAAAACUACCCAUUCUAAAGAAGUAGGGAAAAUCAGCUGGGGCCUACCUGAGUCAUGGAACACGUAACAUUGAAAAACAAGAGGACAACACUUGAGAGAGCAGACAAAUUUAUAUCUCCUAUCUAUUUCAAAGAUGUCAACCUUAGAGGAAGGUUAUAUAAAGAACAUCAUCCAGUUAAGUCCAUAACCCACUUUGCAGCAUCAGGCAGAAUUCCUUUUUCACAAGCAAUCAAAGGAAAAUUCACCAAAGCAGAGGUUGGACAGUCAUUUGGACCAAUAUGGUCCACCCACUGGUUUUGUCUGGAGAUUGAGAUUCCAACAGGAUGGAAGAAAGAGGAGAUUCAUCUUCUGUGGAACUCCAACUCAGAGGCCAUGGUGUGGCAGGAUGGAAACCCAAUACAGGGUUUGAGUGGAGACUAUGAUAGGACCUCAUUCCCUCUGUCUAAAGCCAUGGGGAAGGACAAGAAAAGGUGCUCCCUGUACAUAGAAAUGGCCUGUAAUGGUAUCCUGGGUGUGGGCGGGGACACUAUGAUUGGUCCCCCCGACAUGGACAGAUCCUUCACCCUGAGUCAGGCGGAGAUAGCCGUGUUUGAUCGGGAGGUGUAUGACCUAAUUUUGGAUGUGGAAACACUUCAUGACAUGGCAAAGCACAUGACAGAAGAAACAGAAAGAGGAUACCAAGCAUUAUACACAGUGAACCAUCUGAUUAACUCCCUUGAUCUGAAUGACAGAUCCACAUACACCAAAGCUCAUCAGAUUGCAGAGAAGUUUUUUCAACAAAGAAAUGGAGAGAGUCAGCAUGUGAUGUAUGCUAUGGGACAUGCCCACAUGGACUCAGCCUGGUUGUGGCCAUAUGCUGAAACUAUCAGGAAGUGUGCCAGGAGUUGGUCCUGUACCAUCAGACUAAUGGAGCAGUACCCAGACUUCAACUUCACCUGCUCACAGGCUCAGCAGUAUGAAUGGGUGAAAGAUCAACUUCAUCUCAUAGGUAUGACACUCAACAUAGAUCAAAAGGAGUUUGUGAAGAAAGGCAGGUUUAUACCUGUUGGGGGUACCUGGGUAGAAAUGGAUGGGAACUUGCCUAGUGGUGAAGCGUUUGUCCGCCAGUUUCUGUAUGGACAGAGAUACUUCAUGCAGGAAUUCAACAAAAAAUGUACAGAGUUUUGGUUACCCGACACUUUUGGCUACUCUCCCCAGCUUCCUCAGGUCAUGAAGAUGUUUGGAAUUUCCCGGUUCCUGACCCAGAAAAUCAGCUGGAGCCUGGUCAAUAAAUUCCCUCACCAUACAUUUUGGUGGGAGGGGAUCGAUGGAUCCAAAGUUCUGACACAUUUUCCUCCAGGGGAUUCCUAUGAAAUGAAAGGCAAAGUAGAGGAGGUCCUGAGAACAGUUAAGAAUUUCAAAGAUAAAGGUCGCUCCAGCAAAAGUGUCUACUUGUUUGGCUAUGGAGAUGGAGGAAAUGGGCCAUCAGAGGAUAUGCUGCUCAGAAUGCAGAGGAUAAGAGAUACAGAUGGCCUUCCUAAAGUACAACAAAAAACACCUGAGGAAUUCUUCUCUGAUGUAGAAAGAGAGGAUCUUGGGAAUUUGUGUCGUUGGAGAGGAGAACUUUAUCUAGAGUUGCACAAUGGAACCUACACAACACAUGCCAAAGUAAAGAAGAUGAAUCGCUUUUGUGAGUUUCGUCUCCAUGAUGUGGAAUUCCUAUCCUCUGUUGCUAACAUUCUGUCCAUGCAUCAUAAAGGUUCAUACAAACCCCCAACAGAUGAACUGCUAAGACUGUGGAAGCUUCUCCUUCUCAAUCAAUUUCAUGAUGUUCUACCAGGCUCCUCUAUUGGAAUGGUUUAUGAUGAUGCUCAUCAGUACUAUGAUGAAAUAGUUUCCAAUUGCCAAAAAUUGUAUGCCAAUGCACUACCUGGAAUCUUUGAGGGAUCUGCUGGACCUGACCCAUUAAACAUGGUGAUAAACUGCAUGGGCUGGGAAAGGAAGGAAGUCAUUACUAUAUCAACUACACCAAUGGGAAGUCCAGCCAAGAAACAGAAGAAAUCAAAGGAGUUUGUGCAGCAUGAUAAGAAUGGGAACACUCUUGCCAUGGUGACAGUCCCAAGCUAUGGGUAUGCCCUGUUAAAACCAAUCAAGAGAAAUGAUGUCUACUGCACUGCUACAAUGACGAGUAGUUCAUAUGUCCUUCAGAAUGAGUCUAUCUGGGCUGAGAUUGAUCAUCUAGGGAGGAUUAAGACCUUAAGAUUGAAUUCAGGAACAUUUAGAAAUGCAAUGAGUAGUGAGACAUUUGGCUAUGGUAACCAGUUUGUACUCUAUGAUGACAUUCCCCUGUUUUGGGAUGCAUGGGAUGUGAUGGAUUAUCAUCUAGAAACCAGGAAACCCAUUGUGACCUCUAUCAAGUCUGCUGAGGUUCUUGACGGUGGUCCUCUGAAGGUGUCUGUGAUCGUCCAGCUGAAAAUCAGUGACCAGAGCUCUAUAGAGCAGGUGAUCAGUCUAGACGCAGGCAGUCCAUUUCUCAGGUGUCACACUAAGGUGAAAUGGCAUGAAAACAGAAAAUUCCUGAAGGUGGAGUUUCCAACAUCUGUUCACUCCAUGAAUGCCACAUAUGAAGUCCAGUUUGGCCAUUAUCAGAGAACCAAUCAUAACAAUACAUCCUGGGAAUGGGCACAAUUUGAGAGACUUUUCGUUCGCUCGUUCUUUGGCAUCCCAGCCUGGUAUGUUAUGUGCGACGAGGAAGUGGAGAGACUUUACGAAAUUAUUCAGGAGGCCAAUCACGUUCUUGCUGAUGCGCUGUUUCUUGUAACAAUGGACUGUUCCGCAUUCUUCGGUGAAGCCGCUGUGACUAAGUGGGCCGACCGGAAGAAACUUUCACCCCGCACAGCCAGUAUACUUAUUGAGCUGGGGUAUGACAGCAUGGAGGCGCUCUCAUUACUAGUUGAAAACGAUCUUCCCUCAACCAUUCCUGUGGGACAAAAACGCCUGCUCUUACAUUCUAUAAGGCAAACGUUUCCCCGAGGCCUAGCAGCGAAUGAAACCAGUAGACAAGAGUCAAGUGCAACAACAUCGGAGGCCCCAGUGGAAGUCCACGCUGAUCCCUCGCCUGGGACACCGUUACUAACAGAGCAAGUGCAAGGACAAUCGAGUGAUAAAUUCAUUUCCGAGAUGUUAGGCCAACUUCAAUCAGCCCAAGGAUCCAGCCAGCCCACAGUCAACACUGCCCCAACACUGGACCAACCAGGUAUGUUCUCAUGGCAGGACCCUCAAAUUUAUCUUAAAUCUCUUUCUGCCCCUACAUCAAGCCAAUAUCAUGAUAUUGUAGAUUUUGUUAAUCUGGCAGCUGCCUCACAGUCUGAAAGAGUUUUGUCCAAUAAUGAAGAUGGGCAGUUGGUUUUUAAGUCAGGACCCUCAAAACCCAAGCUGGAAAACAUUUCUCUGUCCCAAUGGUCAGUAGCCAACUUAGCAAUCCUGCAAAAAUUAAUGCAGGAAAAUGCCUUAUCCCCUAAUCAUAUGCUAGAUUACUUAUCAUAUACCACCAGAGUGUACCAACUUCUGGCGUCGUACGAAAUUAAGUCUGUGUUUUUCUAUGAUAGAGAAUACAGAAAACUUCAGAACCUGCACAAAUUUAGGUGGGGCACAGACAUCCCCCAUAUCCAAACGGUUUAUUUAAAACCCAGGGUUCCAUCCGCCCAGCAAAAUCCCACAAAGUCUGUACGACCUACACCAAGCGGUCAAUUUCCCCCUAGGGCUUCCCAUACACCCCAGGGUUCAGAAAUUUGCAAGCGGUACAACACGAGGAAAGGCUGUUACUCUAAGCAAUGUCUCAUUCUGUCUGCUUGGGAAGACGAACUCAAACAUGACCCAGAUAAAUCUUUCAUUCUUCAAGGUAUCAAAAAUGGCUUUCAUAUCAUAGAUCCCUCUCUGUCCCCCCAGUCAGUUGAAAUGGAUAAUCACCCUUCAGCCUCCCCUCAAUCAGAUUUAUUUGCAAAAGCCACGGUCCAAAUAUUAGAUGAAAUUAGCGAAGGCAACUAUGUUCAUGCACCAAAUCCCCCCUAUUAUCUGUGUAGGUUGAGAUCUCCCAAAUCACCAGACAAGGAGGCUGACAUGGGAACCCAUACAUUUACCUAUGCUAUCAUGCCUUUCCAAGGAAGUUUUCAGUCUGCUGGGGUCAUAAAGGCAGCCUAUGAAUUAAACAACCCCCUAGAUGUGCAGACUGUUAAACUAGCUAAGGAUGUACAAGAAUCCAAAAGUUUCUUUUCUGUUGAUGAUCCACAGGUCAUUUUGGAAACUGUCAAAAAGAGUGAAGACAGGGACAAUGCUCUGGUGUUAAGACUGUAUGAGUGCUUUGGAGGUCACACCAAGGUCAAGCUAACUGUUGAGCUUCCAUUCAAAAAAGUUCAAAGGUGCAAUGGAUUAGAGGAAAUUCUGGAAGUAGGAAAGUCACCUAAGCUGGAAGUUAUUGACAACAAUAUUUAUUUGUCUUUUAAUCCAUUCCAGAUUGUCAAUCUAAUGUUAGAAUUUUAAUUU
Saccostrea cuccullata (small rock oyster) is the source of this 4526-nucleotide messenger RNA. Its product is annotated as alpha-mannosidase 2C1-like. The record is from RefSeq and is a predicted model, not a curated record. Gene Ontology annotation, biological process: oligosaccharide catabolic process; mannose metabolic process. NCBI's taxonomy places the organism in Eukaryota, Metazoa, Mollusca, Bivalvia, Ostreida, Ostreidae. Gene Ontology annotation, molecular function: alpha-mannosidase activity; carbohydrate binding.